GAGGAGGAGCAGGAGGAGGAGCGGUGAUCCACAAAGGGUCGUGCCGAGCUUCUAAGGGCCUUUGGGGAGAUCCAGGGCCCAGAUAAAGUCCGGAAAGGCCGGCCGGGAGGCGGGGGCUGUGGAUUGGGGCCGGGAAGGGAGAAUUAAUGCAACUCCGCUUCAUCAGCGACUCCUCGGCCCGCAUGAUGGGGUCGGAGGAGGCCGGGCCCAGGAGGAGGAGGAGGAGGAGGAAGGAGGCGCCGUGCGGCCCGGCCUGGGUGGCCAUGGCCCUCAUGUCCGUCCUGGCCCUGCAGAUCGCCUCCACCACCGGACUCUUUGUCUACUUCACCAUGGCCAUCUCCAAGUUAAAGUCCCAAGCUCAGGGGAGUCCUGAGGAGCUGAAGUGCUUGCAGCUCAUCAACAGCCUUCAGGAAGUCGAAGAUCUGGAGGACCUUUUUAGCAACCAGUCCUGCCUCAAGCUGGUUGGCAACCUCAAGUCCUAUGUGACCACGGUGACAGAAGACAUUCUUCGCAGGAGCAUCCAGAAGGGAGCUAGGUCAGGCUUCGCCAACGCGUCGGAGGGACAGCUGAUGCCCGGCUCCUUGGCCCCCGGGGCGCAGCCCUCCGCGCACCUCACUCUGCAGCCCCACGGCUCUCCCUCGGACGCAGCCUCGGCGGCGUUCGGGGAGCUCCCCCAGUCCUGCCGCCACCCGAUCCAGAACUGGGAGGACCUAGGGCUGCUCUCGCACCUGCGCAACGUGACCCACCGUGCGGGGGCCCUCCGGAUCAACCAGGGCGGCAAGUACUACGUCUACUCGCAGAUCUACUUCCGCUACCUGGCCGAGGGCCCCGGGGCCCGGCCGUCCGCCCGCCAGCUGGUGCAGUGCGUCAGCCGCCGCACCUCCUACCGCCAGCCCAUCCUGCUCCUCAAAGGCGUCGGCACCAAGUGCUGGGCCCCCGAGGCCGAGUACGGGCUCCACGCCGUCUACCAGGGCGGCCUCUUCGAGCUCAGGGCCGGGGACGAGCUCCUCGUCUCCGUCUCCACCCCGGCCAUCGACUACACCGACGGGGCCGCCAGCUACUUCGGGGUCUUCCGGCUGGACGUGUGAGGAGGCUUGGGGGACGGGCGACCGGCCGGCCGGAGGGGCGGAGGAGCAGAGACUCGCGGUCCGGCGAGGCGCGGCCUGCUUCGUUCGCCUUCCCGCCGUUGUGGCCUCCCGGGGGGCAGGGGAGGUUUCUUCCUUCACCCCAUCUCUCCCGUGAACACCUCUGGGGAGUUAGAAGGAGAUGGGCCUAGUCUCCGGAUAGCCCUCUGGGGACCGAGGAGGCCGGAGGGGACGACGGACAAAGCCCAGAGACUCGUGUAGGUUUCCUCUCCUGCCCCAGCUCAUGCCUCCUCACGCUCCCUCAGCCUCUCCCGGGGGAUUCUGAGCCACGGGAGCAGAGGGAGAAUCGGACCCCUCGGCCCAGAGGCAGUGAACCCAGAGGCCUCCAGGUGCCUUAUUUUUGGGGAUCCACGUCUGGCGGGGCCCAGAUUAGAACCCAGGUCCUUCCCGACUUCCAGGUCCUUCCGAUCUGGAACCCUCGCCCCUCGGAUUGGGGAUUGAACCCCGAAUGAUACCUGGUGGGGCUGGAAGUCAUCAUUGUCUUAAUAGUAGGGCGAUUUACUAAGUGCUUUCUCUGCCCAAGCACUUGGGUAGGUAGAAACGCAGUCUCUGGGGCUCUCUUCCCUGAGGGAGUUGGGGUCCCCAAGGAGCCAGGAAACAGCUAGGAAAGAAAGAUGGUGGCAACAGUCUAGAACGGUCUAGAACACUUUCCCCAGGACUCUCUUCUGGUUAGAACACUGAGGAGGGCAACCUACCAGGGAAGGAAGAAUGAUGAUAAAAAUAAUAAUAAUAGCAAUAAUAAUAAUAAUCACUGUGG
This is a messenger RNA of Ornithorhynchus anatinus (platypus), 1902 nucleotides long. RefSeq names its product tumor necrosis factor ligand superfamily member 10-like (gene TNFSF10L). Gene Ontology annotation, biological process: immune response. NCBI's taxonomy places the organism in Eukaryota, Metazoa, Chordata, Mammalia, Monotremata, Ornithorhynchidae. Gene Ontology annotation, molecular function: tumor necrosis factor receptor binding. Bases 147 to 1088 code for a protein of 313 amino acids. The record is from RefSeq and is a predicted model, not a curated record. Gene Ontology annotation, cellular component: membrane. The transcript is spliced from 6 exons.